AUGACGUUUACGCAGUAUCACUCACCCUCCAAGGUGUUGAAGUUGGAGGACGACCCUUGGGGGUCAUGUGCCAUGUACUCGCCGGACAAGAUGAAGUCUGGCGGGGCACUCAUGGCACCCCCGGGCUGUUUCCCGGGUCGGUACAGCCCCACGUACCGCAGUUCAGACCCUCGGCGCUGCGUGCCGAAUCCUUCCGGUGACAUAUUCAGCGGUCUGAACGACGGGUUGCUGAGCAGGGCGGAGGCGUUGGCUGCGGUAGACAUCGGCAAGCAUCAGUCGGGACCUCAACCGGGCCCUCCGCUACCACAGCUGAAGCAUGAUAUGGUGUAUCACCACGGAGUGGGAGGUCCACCACCCCAUAAUGCAAGACCACAUCAGCCAUUCUUUCCACAGAUGGGCCACCAUGGCAUGGAAGGGCUAGACAUGCUUGAUCCGCUCACAUCCUCGUCAAUGACUACCUUAGCACCUAUGGGUGAAGCCGCACCACCGCAUCAUCAAUUGCAUGGCUAUGGCGCUAUGAACCAUGUUAUGAAUCACCACCACCACACAGGAGGCCUUGGACAUGCCCCACCAGCACACCUUGGACAUCCGGCUGCGGCUUUACACCCAGAUACAGAUACAGAUCCUCGUGAACUCGAGGCAUUUGCCGAAAGGUUCAAACAAAGAAGAAUAAAACUGGGAGUAACUCAAGCUGAUGUUGGUAAGGCACUAGCUAAUCUUAAGCUGCCAGGUGUUGGAGCGUUAUCCCAAAGUACAAUUUGUAGAUUCGAAAGUUUGACUCUAAGUCAUAACAACAUGAUAGCAUUAAAACCUAUUUUACAAGCCUGGUUAGAAGAAGCAGAAGCGCAGGCAAAAAAUAAAAGAAGGGACCCAGAUGCACCCAGCGUUUUGCCAGCCGGAGAAAAAAAAAGAAAGAGAACAUCCAUAGCGGCACCAGAAAAGAGAAGUCUUGAAGCUUAUUUUGCUGUUCAGCCGCGUCCAUCGGGUGAAAAAAUUGCAGCGAUUGCAGAAAAGUUAGAUCUCAAGAAAAACGUAGUUCGGGUAUGGUUCUGCAACCAGAGGCAAAAACAGAAACGUAUGAAAUUCGCUGCACAACACUGACCGACGGGUGGCGGCGCGGCCUUGUUGUAUCCAGGUACUGGGUAUGGGUACUGAGUGGGAAGCCGCGCCACCUCGGCCACGACCGUGGCCAACACAACCACAUAAGUAACAUCGGCGGCCCACCGCCACAUUUGACUUUUAUGUGAGCAAUCAUAUGAUCUCAUUUUUAUAGCAUCUGAAUAUUUAUUUUGAUACUUUUUAAAACAAGCGCAAUGUAGUCACUAGUGUAGAUAUAUUUAUACUUUACCGUUAUUUAAUUUCGAUUACAUGAAAAAAAUUGACAUAUAAUUAUAUUUUUCGUGACACAGGGUAUAUAAUUGAUUAUAUACAUAUCAUUACGAUAUAGGUACAAAUCGUACUUAUCAUAUUAUGUACUUAGUUUACCUUUAACGCGCCGAGUUUUGAUGUUUCCCGAAUAUCGAUAUACAUGAAAUUUAAUACCAGGAUUUUUAAGAAAAUGUGCCUUGCAAAUAAUCAUAUUCUGUGUUUAAUAUUAGUAACUGUAUUUGGAGAUACGAUAUGGAUAUAAUAAAAUGUCCCUUCGGAAGAUUAUGGAAAGAUCUUGAUAUCAACUUUUCAAUAUUAUUAGUUAUGACUGCUACUAGAUUAGGUGAAAAUAAAUAAAUGAGAAAUAAUGAAUAUUAAAGUUUUCAAAAUUACUUAGGUAUUUAUAAAAUUGCUAUCAAAUAAAAUUAUUGUAUCAUAAUCCGAUCUAGGAGCAGUCAAUGGGUACUUAGUUUUUGUUAUUGUUAUGUUGAUCCUGUAUGAAUAAAACUUGUACAAAGUAUCUUUAAGUGCCCCGUAAUGGAUAAAUUGUAGAUAGUACAUAUUCUUUAUUAUUAAUUUAAAUAUACGAUGAGUACAUAAGUUUAACUAUUUUAUUUGGGCUUCAUAACAGAUUAAUCAAUACUUACCUACUUUAAUCUCUAAACAAAACGGCACAAUUUAUAGUUAAGGUUGUUAGUGACAUUUAGCCAAAAUAGUAUUUAAAGCCAUUUGUAAAUACAUCACUUUUUAAAUAAUAUUUAGACAUUAGUGACACAUAGUUACUAAAUUGAAAUUAGAACAUCGCGGGUGAAUUUGAAUUUUAUUUAGUAGUGUUUUAAAAGGUUUUGUAGGUACAAUUCUAUAUAAAAGUAUUAUUUAUUUAUACCUUGAGAGCUUGCCUACAAUUUUUUCUACCGCUCCUUUUACCUAGUAAGCGUAGCGAUCAUUUUAAAUUUUCAAGCAUCAAAGCUUAACAAUAAAAAAAGCAAAAUAAUAUAUAAAUAAUAUUUUUAAAUGAAACUUUGUAAAUAUAGAAUUAAGAAGAAACGUGCAAUCUAGAACUUGGUAAUUAUUAUUAAUUAAAUAUGUCUUAAAAUUAAUAUAUAGGAUCUUAUUUAUGUUUUACACUUAUAAUGCAUAGGUUUUUAACGCUUGAUCUUACAGAAUCUAGUCAUACAUUUAUUUUAUGUCAUCCUAACAAUAUUUACAUUUAAUUAAAAAUAAUAAUUUAUAUGCUUUUCAAUUCUUCAUAAAUCACAAAGUAAAAGUAUAAAUAUUUUGUAUAAUUUAUUGAAAUGCACGGUCCUGUGAAUACUGUAACUUGGAGGAAAAUGUAAACACUAAACAACAAUUUAUAAUACAAAAUUGUAAUAUGAUUUAACUGCUUACGUUAAAUUUCAAAUUAUAACAUAGAUAUUAUUUUGAUGUCUUGGAGCAAUCUGAAAUCCAUAAUUAAAUGUAAUAAAUGAGUAUAUGUUUUAAAUGCACAAACUUCGGGAAAUUUAUUGUUGUAUCAAUAAGUCUAAGUGGAAUCAAUAAGGCUAAAUCUAUAUGGAAUCGGUAAAACCAUGCUAAAAGUAGUUUAAUACUUACCAAGUGUUCAUAAUUAUUAUUUUUUAUUUAUGAUGUGGCUUCAAUCUCACUGGAGUAAUAAAUGGCGUCCCUUUCUACUUUUAUAUUAAAUCUGCGUUAUGUAAUUGACCAACAACUACGUGUUUUAAAUUAAAAUUUACAAAAAGAUAAUUAAUUAAUGUAUUUUUAUAUCCAAGUAGAAUAAUUACAAAUUUAACGUAAGCAGCACUUUCAACAUACUAGUCUUACGCAUUUUUCUUUCAAUAAAAUAAUAAAUUUAAAUUAAUAUAAUAAGUUGUAUCUUUGUCAUAUAAUGCAGUAACAUCGAUGUUAUGGGGGCCAAUGAAUUAUCAAAUAAUAUAGAGACCACUAAUGAGCAAUAUGUGGCUAGCCUUGCAACGAUGAUAGUUUACAAAGUAUUCAAUAAACUGUUAUUAUAAUAUUCAGUUUAAUACAAAAUGUAACAUGGUUUCCUUUGUGCAAAUUAAAUGGGCUGUUCGUAAAUUUAUGUUUUACAAUAAAAUUAUAAAAUGUGACUUAAAAGCUGUUACAAUUUUUUUAAUCAGCGCUAAGUUUAAGUAGACAUUAGUAGAUUCUCUUGCAAUUUAUUAAUUCUUAAUUACAUUAUUAAUAUAUAAUAAAAGGACAAAAAAUUACUUGGAACGAAUAAACAAUAAAAUAAAUAUAGAAAUAUUAGUAAAA
Messenger RNA from Danaus plexippus (monarch butterfly), 3642 nucleotides. RefSeq names its product inhibitory POU protein (gene acj6). The transcript has 4 exons. NCBI's taxonomy places the organism in Eukaryota, Metazoa, Arthropoda, Insecta, Lepidoptera, Nymphalidae. The record is from RefSeq and is a predicted model, not a curated record. Bases 1 to 1101 code for a protein of 366 amino acids. Gene Ontology annotation, molecular function: DNA-binding transcription factor activity, RNA polymerase II-specific; RNA polymerase II cis-regulatory region sequence-specific DNA binding. Gene Ontology annotation, biological process: regulation of transcription by RNA polymerase II.